AUGCCCGGAAAGACUCUUCCAACAUUCACGGAGGCUGAAGUGCGAUCCCACAACUCCAGCAAAUCCUGUUAUGUGACAAUUGAUUCAAAUGUUUACGAUGUGACCGAUUUCCUGGAGGGCCACCCAGCAGGCGAAGAAGUCAUCCUGGAGUGGGCGGGAAAGGAUAUCAAGAACAUACUGAAGGACGGAAGCUCUCACGAACAUUCCGAUUCUGCCUACGACAUCUUGGAAGAGUAUCAUAUUGGCUUCCUGUCCAAUGCCACGUCCAAGACUGGGUCUUCACAGGCCAAUGGCAAUUCGGGGGCUGUAUAUGAGAAAACGGGCAUGGCAAAUGAGGAUGAUCUUACUGUCGAGACCGAUAUUGCGUCCGAUUACAAGAAGCACAAGUUUUUAGAUUUGUCAAAGCCUUUGUUUCCUCAAAUCUGGUUCGGCGGUUUCUCGAAGGAGUUCUAUCUCGAUCAAGUCCAUCGCCCACGACACUACAAAGGAGGAGAGUCUGCGCCCUUGUUUGGAAACUUUUUGGAACCUCUUUCCAAGACUCCAUGGUAUGUUAUACCUAUUCUGUGGGGCCCUUGCGUGGCAUAUGGUACUAUGAUUGGUGUCGCUGGCUUGAAUAAUCCUACUGCUUCCGUUGGAUACUUUGUCCUCGGCCUCUUUGUGUGGACUUUGCUGGAAUACGGAAUGCACCGCUUCCUGUUCCAUAUUGAUAAGUGGCUUCCUGACAACCGGGUUGGAAUUACCCUUCACUUUCUGCUACACGGCAUUCACCACUAUUUGCCUAUGGACAAGUAUCGCCUGGUCAUGCCCCCGACUCUGUUUGUAGCACUUGCUCUCCCAUUCUGGAAAGUUGCACAUACCAUCCUUUUCUUCAACUGGUACGCCGGACUACUCGGAUACUGUGGGGGUGUCGCUGGUUAUAUCAUAUAUGACCUGACUCACUACUUCCUCCAUCAUCGCAAUCUACCUGCUUACUACAAGCAGCUAAAGAAGUACCAUCUUCAACACCACUUCGCCGAUUUCGAGAAUGGAUUUGGUGUCACUAGCCGAUUCUGGGACCGUGUUUUCGGUACUGAGCUUGAACUGCCACCUCCUAAGGUCAUCAAGACCCAGUAG
Messenger RNA from Talaromyces marneffei, 1113 nucleotides. RefSeq lists its product as uncharacterized. Gene Ontology annotation, biological process: lipid biosynthetic process; fatty acid metabolic process. Gene Ontology annotation, molecular function: iron ion binding; heme binding; fatty acid 2-hydroxylase activity. NCBI's taxonomy places the organism in Eukaryota, Fungi, Ascomycota, Eurotiomycetes, Eurotiales, Trichocomaceae. The record is from RefSeq and is a predicted model, not a curated record. The transcript has 3 exons. Gene Ontology annotation, cellular component: endoplasmic reticulum; membrane. The coding region runs from base 1 to 1113 and encodes 370 amino acids.